Pseudonaja textilis is the source of this 2287-nucleotide messenger RNA. RefSeq names its product amyloid beta precursor protein binding family B member 1 interacting protein (gene APBB1IP). Lineage: Eukaryota; Metazoa; Chordata; Lepidosauria; Squamata; Elapidae. The record is from RefSeq and is a predicted model, not a curated record. Gene Ontology annotation, biological process: signal transduction. Gene Ontology annotation, cellular component: plasma membrane; cytosol.
GCCGAGCGGACUGGCGUGGAAAGGAGCGCUCCGUCGCUGGGGCGAUAGCCAGUCGCGGCCGAGUGCGCGCUCUCCACCCUUCGCCCAUCGGCUUCGCCUCGGUUGCGCGGGUAUUCCCUAUAGCGGUUGAACCUCUUGGAAGUUGGUGCCGCAGCAAAAUCCGGCAAGAUGGAGGAAGCCUAUGAAGACAUAGAUCAAAUGUUCAGUGAUUUAUUGGGAGAAAUGGAUUUGCUAACACAGAGCUUAGAAGUGGAAGCCAUGCCUAUUCCUCAGCAGAAAUCAUCUGAGGUGGAAGCCAUGCCUAUUGCUCGCCAAAAAUCAUCUGAUGCUGAAUUUAAUUUUGCAGUUGGUUUCAAAGAUUUAAAUGAGUCCUUGAAUACAUUGGAAGAUACUGAUUUAGAUACUUUGAUGGCUGAUCUUAUAGCAGACAUCAGUGAAGUAGAAAAGACAACAUUACAAGAACCAAAGAAUACCUCUUACAAUGAACAAGGUGCCAUAGUGCAGCCACCUGCAAAGACUGUUCCUAUUUGUGGAACUCAAUCAUUGCUGAGUAAUAUUCCUCCACCUGGUAUGAAUAAGUUACCAGCCCCUCCUGCAGAAAUGCUAAUGCCAUUGCCACCGCCUCUAGCCAUUCCUCCGAAGCCACUCACUAAGGAAGCACAAGAACAAGCAAAAGCUGACAAGAUUAAACUAGCAUUAGAAAAACUAAAGGAAGCCAAGGUUAAAAAGCUUGUUGUCAAGGUGCACAUGAAUGAUAACAGCACAAAGUCUCUAAUGGUGGAUGAACGACAAGUGGCACGUGAUGUCUUAGACAAUCUCUUUGAAAAAACCCACUGUGAUUGCAAUAUAAACUGGUGCCUUUAUGAAAUAUAUCCUGAGCUACAAAUCGAAAGAUUUUUUGAAGAUCAUGAAAAUGUGAUUGAAGUCUUAUCCCAUUGGACUCGAGACAGUGAAAAUAAAAUACUGUUCUUGGUGAAAAAUGAAAAAUAUGCUGUAUUUAAAAACCCUCAGAAUUUCUACUUGUCAAGCAAAGGAAAAAAUGAAAGCAAGGAAAUGAAUGAGAAAAGCAAAGAAGCAUUAUUGGAGGAAAGCUUCUGUGGUACAUCUGUUGCUGUGCCAGAAGUUGAAGGUGCCCUUUAUUUAAAAGAAGAUGGAAAGAAGUCCUGGAAAAGGCGAUAUUUUCUUCUACGAGCUUCAGGCAUUUAUUACGUCCCCAAAGGAAAGACCAAGACAUCCCGAGACUUGGCUUGUUUCAUACAGUUUGACAACGUAAAUGUUUAUCAUGGUGUGCAAUACAAAACGAAGUAUAAGUCCCCUACUGAUUAUUGUUUUGUCCUAAAGCAUCCUCAAAUACAGAAGGAGUCACAGUACAUCAAAUACCUGUGCUGUGAUGACAAGGAGUCUCUACAACUUUGGGUAACUGGUAUCAGAAUUGCAAAGUAUGGAAAGGCCUUGUAUGAUAACUACAUUGGUGCAGUACAAAGGUUAACUUCUCGUCUGGCAAAGCCAGGAAUUACUAAAUCCAUAGCUUCUGGGGGAUCAUCUUCAAAAGGUAGCUUUCAUGCCAAUGGACAAAUUCCCCAAAACAUAACUCUUAAUACAGCGAUCACUGCAGAAACUGGAAAAUCUGCUGAUAUGCCAAAGAUAGAAAUUAAUGUUAAAAAGCCAGAUGAUACUUUCAAUGCUGGUCAAACAUCAUCCCUACCUGUACAACAGGUGAAACAGAUCCGCAAACGUAGUGGUUUUCAGCCUCCUCCCCCUCCUCAAAGAAGAUCUUCUGCUAUUACUGCGACACUGGAUUUACCCAGCAUUACUGAGAGAGAAAAUCCAACUUUCUUACCAAAUUAUGAAGAAUUUCCACCACCCCCUGAAUUUAUAUCACUUCCUCCCAAUUUGGAAGAUCUGCCGCCGCCACCGCCGCCACCACCAUCUCCACCGCUACCUGAAUACUGUGAAUCUCCUCCUGAUUUCACUCCUCCCCCGCCUCCUUUUCUUCCUAUUGGCAUUGGCUCUGCAGAACUACCACCACCACCACCCUCAUUCUCUGCCCCUGGUCUUCCUCCUGCAACCAAGAAGAAACCACCACCACCUCCUAGAAGACAAGAAGAAGGCGCUUGUCAAGUCGUAAGACCAAAACAAAGUGGAUCAAUUUCAAGGGGACAUGCUUCUGAACAAGGAGAUUUCAUGUCUGAUCUAAUGAGAGCAUUGCAAAAGAAAAGGAGUGAGUCAUCAUGAACUAAGUAGUUUCAAACAUCAGGCGAUCUAAAGGAGUAUAUGCUAAAAAAAA